GCAAUGGAGUACGAAAGCAUAUAGAUCUCAUAAGCUAUUAGCUAUUCAGUUCGAAAGGUCUUUUAUUCAAAGCAACGCAUUGUGUUUUGAAACAGAGACUUAUUUUUAUGGUGGUAAAUUUGAACAAGUGACAAUUCAAGAUAAUCAUUAGAUAGCUAAAGAUAAUUACUCAUCGUUCGAGAGUUUCAAAGAAUUCGCCGACACACUAUAUAUACUGAAGCAUGUACGAGAAAUCUAACAUACCGAAAGUUGAGCCAGUCGAGAUGGUUAGCAACCCGAUGACAAGCUUGAAUCCUCACUCGCAGAUACUUGCACAGCAACAGCAACAACACAACGGAUCAGGUUCACCCUCCCCCACACUGAUGACCAUGCCACAACAAACUAAUCUAUCAUCUGGACAGACUACGUUAAGUCCGAGCCAGACGAACGGAGAUGUUGCAAAAAAACCCGAUCAUGUUAAACGACCAAUGAACGCAUUUAUGGUGUGGUCACGUGAAAAAAGAAGAAAAAUGGCGCAGAUCAACCCACGUAUGCAUAAUUCUGAGAUCUCAAAAAUCCUCGGAGCAGAAUGGAAACGAAUGGGUGAGAUUGAGAAGCAACCAUACGUCGAAGAAGCGAAACGUCUCCAGACACAGCACAGCAUCGAGUAUCCCAAUUAUAAAUACAAACCGAGAAGACGAAAGCCGAAAACAAUGAUAAAAAAAGAUAAGAUGGGAUUCCCUUACGCUACAGAUCCAAAUGGCAUUCCAACUGGCAUGAAAUUCCCAUAUCCUUCUCCCUUCCCACAAGACUCUAUGUACGCUCCUAUUUAUCAAAUGCCUGGAGCACCGCCCGGUUACGCUAUGUACGCCGAUUAUGGUUCGCCAGCCAUUGCAAGACAGGCUAUGGUUCCCGCACAAGUACGUCAUUCUCCUGGAGCUACCACCACUGCAUCUAGUGUCCACGACUUUUACUCUAGCAUGGCUAUGCAAACGGCUCGUAUUACAUCUGCUGAAAUGAUGCCGAUGACAAAUGAUCGAUAUAGUUCAGUAGUUACACAAUCGAAUAUGCCAUCGUUCACGACUACACCAAGCUUACACAUCCCUAGUGACUCUAUUGCUUAUUCACAAAUGUACGCCCAACGACACUGAACUAAUUUUUUGUGUUUACCGCGCCGUAUCUGUUGUUUUAGAAAUUUGUAAGAACCUUAGUUUUUUAUCGUGUAGCGUGCUAUUGCACAGAUACCUUCUCUGACGUUGUUUAGUAUCAUCUUAUUUUGACUAAAAUUGAAGCGAAACUUUUGUGUUGUCGAAACUUCUUUACAAUCCGAUCAAUGUGAUAGUUAAAGCACUUGUAUAUGCACGCAGAAUGUCACCUUAGCUUUCAUGUAUUCAAGUUAACCAGUUUGUAUAUAGUAUUUAUUUAUUUAUUUUGAAAGCUUUAUAUAUAUAUAUUGUGAUGAUUUUUUCAUGAAAAUAUAAAUACUUGCUCGAACGACGUUUAAGCAUAUUAUUUAUUUCAUGUUAUCGUAAUAUUUUCGUGAUCACUUUACACGAGGUUGUACAUAUUUGACUAGAAAAGAACUUUUUAAAUUUUUCUUUUAUAUCAAUAUUUUUUUGAGUUGAAAGACAGAUAAAAAACAGUUAAAA
Hydractinia symbiolongicarpus is the source of this 1628-nucleotide messenger RNA. RefSeq names its product transcription factor sox-3-like. Gene Ontology annotation, biological process: cell differentiation; regulation of DNA-templated transcription; anatomical structure morphogenesis. Lineage: Eukaryota; Metazoa; Cnidaria; Hydrozoa; Anthoathecata; Hydractiniidae. The transcript has 3 exons. The record is from RefSeq and is a predicted model, not a curated record. Gene Ontology annotation, molecular function: RNA polymerase II cis-regulatory region sequence-specific DNA binding; DNA-binding transcription factor activity, RNA polymerase II-specific. Bases 222 to 1130 code for a protein of 302 amino acids.